Messenger RNA from Colletotrichum orchidophilum, 1524 nucleotides. RefSeq names its product endonuclease/exonuclease/phosphatase family. Gene Ontology annotation, molecular function: catalytic activity. The transcript has a single exon. NCBI's taxonomy places the organism in Eukaryota, Fungi, Ascomycota, Sordariomycetes, Glomerellales, Glomerellaceae. Bases 1 to 1524 code for a protein of 507 amino acids. The record is from RefSeq and is a predicted model, not a curated record.
AUGCGCUUGUCAUUGCCCAUUCCACGUCUUCUAUCAACGCUCCUGCUAGCACAAUACUCAACACCGGCUCUCGCCAUUCCGACGACACGGCGAACCGGAAGUUUAUCCUUCCUCCCCGACGAAUCCCUUUUCACAUUCUCCUAUUCCACCGUAGAAGCUGACGCGAAGAACUGGAUCGGCAUCUACCCCGCCUCGGGCGGCGGGCCAGAGAACCAGACAUUUGUAGAGCCGUCGCUGGUCUGGGGGUAUGCGCCUGAGGCCGAGGGGACAGUCAAGAUUGAGGGGUCGGGGUUGGUACCUGGCGACUACCGCGCCUUCUUCCUCGCCAUGGACGGGUACGCAUGGCUCGCUUCACCGACGGAGGUUAGAGUGCCCUACGCUUCUGGGCCGGUUGCUUUCCUCCUCGAUGAGAUUACGUUGAAGAAUGCACGGGUCGCUGACGGGUACGAGGCGCGGAUCGACGGUUUGAGGAGCCAAGGGGGAUGUUCCGAGGUGACCUUUCACAAGGUCAAAGGGAGCGAAUGGAUUGCUGUGUCAGCGGACGGACUCAUGUCCGGCACGCCUGACCGCGCAGGUUCCGCGAGAGUCACGGUCGAGCUGGCUGCCGCUGCAGAUGGAACAUCUGACCGGUUAGAGAUCACCAUCCCCGUCAAACCUGCCGGCGCGCCGCUGUUGGAUGAGGUGGCCUUCAUGACUUUCAACCUGUGGCACGGCGGGACGCAGGUGUCCGACUACCACGCAAAGCAAAUCCGCUUCCUCGCCUCCAGCGGCGCGGACGUCGUUGGCGUGCAGGAGGGUACUGGCGGGCACGCUACUCGGCUUGGGGAGGCCUUGGGGUGGUACUCGUGGCAGGGUGGCGAUGUGGGCUUCGUGAGCAGGUAUCCGCUUGCAGAGGCCGGAGCACACGAGGGCGGUACGUAUGCUGCUUCAGUGAGGGUUUUACUUGACGGGGAGGGGGAGCAGGUUGCGCUGUGGAAUGUCCAUCUGGGAUACGAUCCUUACGGGCCCUAUGAUUUCUGUUUUGAUAAUAUGACGGUGGAGGAGGUGCUCGCGCGGGAGGCCGAGUCGAAGAGGACGCCGCAGAUUACGUCUGUCGUCGGUACCAUGGCGACGCAGUUGGGGAGCGCCGAGGAGAUUUCGGUGGUGCUGAUGGGCGACUUCAACGCGCCUUCGCAUCUCGACUGGGUUGAUGCCACGCGCGGGAUGCACUGCGGGCGUGGGGACGUGCCGUGGCCCACGUCCGUGGAGCCUACCGGGGCCGGACUGGUUGACUCGUAUCGGGUCGUGUAUCCGGACCCGCGGGCGAGGCCGGGUAUCACGUGGUCGCCUAUUUAUCAUGAGAAUGAAGGGCGACCGGAGCCGAUGGACAGGAUUGAUUUUGUGUAUUUUAGGGGGAGUAAGUUGGAAGUUGUCGGGUCGGAGGUGGUGGUUGUGGGGGAGCCGGCGCCGGAGCCGGGGCAUGAGUGGAAUGAGUGGACUUCGGAUCAUGCUGCUGUUUUGACGAGGUUUAAGAUUGGUAAUUAG